This is a messenger RNA of Salvelinus fontinalis (brook trout), 3885 nucleotides long. RefSeq names its product 4-aminobutyrate aminotransferase, mitochondrial-like. The transcript is spliced from 16 exons. Lineage: Eukaryota; Metazoa; Chordata; Actinopteri; Salmoniformes; Salmonidae. Bases 575 to 2077 code for a protein of 500 amino acids. Gene Ontology annotation, cellular component: mitochondrion. The record is from RefSeq and is a predicted model, not a curated record. Gene Ontology annotation, molecular function: pyridoxal phosphate binding. Gene Ontology annotation, biological process: GABA catabolic process.
UCACAUAGGUCUACAUUUUAUCCAUGCCUAUCAGUCAUUUAAACUAGGUUGUUAUACGGCAUGGCAUGCUCUCUGAGACUCUGACAUAACAAGACAACAUCAGUUUAUGAGUCCAAUAUAACGUUUCCUAGUUUUAUCAUUGAGUGGUUCAUGUUUAGCCAGUCCGCUACAUUGACACUGUUCUGUGAAACUGAUACUUCGUGAACGUAGAUGACAUGAUUCGCUUUGAUGAAUCGUCUGGAGUUCCGCUGAACUGGGAAGCCACGUCGCUCAUUGGUCAGUAUUAGUUCCUUUUGACUGCUUCGGCUUCUGCUAUUGGCUGAGCCGCAGUCAGCCUGCCCGUGGACCCGCCUCCUCCCAGCAAAACGGACAGAUUCUGAUUGAUAAUUUAAAGGCAGUCGUUCUGUUCAUCCUUCCAGUACGCGUCUCCACCGUUUUUACAUAAAGUGUUUCAGCCAGCCAGUCUUACCGCACGACCCAAGCGGACACCAAGCUCCCAGCGGUACCGGGUGAAGCCUCGGUGGCGUGAAGGCAGGUGUUGAGGACUGUCUUUCUCAUUCUGUUGUUCUGAGUCAUGGCGUCCUCUCUGCUCAGCAGGCAGCUGGCCCUCUCCCUCCAGCAGAACCUCAGGCUCACUGCACCAGGCUGCAGGUAUGUGAGUAAGGCAGCAGCGAAGACUCAGAUGGAGUUUGAAUACGAGGGGCCUUCCAUGAAGACCGAGGUCCCAGGACCACGUUCCAAGGAGCUGACCAAACGGUUGGGAGAGAUGCAGAAUGUGGGAGCAAUCAAUUUCUUCUGUAACUAUGAGGAGAGCAGAGGAAACUACCUGGUGGACGUGGACGGAAACCGCAUGCUGGACGUCUACACACAGAUCUCCUCUAUUCCUAUUGGAUACAACCAUCCCUCACUCAUUAAAGUGAUGUCCAACCCCAACAAUAUGAGUGCGUUUGUGAACAGGCCAGCUCUUGGUAUCAUGCCACCCGAGAACUUUCCGGAAAAACUGGCGGAAAGCCUUCUCUCAGUUGCUCCUAGUGGUAUGAGUCGUGUUCAGACCAUGGCCUGUGGAUCCUGCUCCAAUGAGAAUGCAUACAAAGCCAUGUUCAUCUGGUACAGAAAUAAGGAGAGAGGCCACAACAUCCCCUCUGAUGAAGACGUGAGCUCCUGUAUGAUCAACCAGAGCCCUGGCUGUCCAGACGUCAGCAUCCUGUCAUUUAUGGGUGGAUUUCAUGGCAGAACGAUGGGUUGCUUGGCAACAACGCACUCUAAGGCCAUCCACAAGCUGGAUGUGCCGUCAUUUGAUUGGCCGAUCGCUCCCUUCCCUAAACUGAAGUACCCUCUGGAGGAGUUCACACGGGAGAACGCACAGGAAGAGGCCCGCUGCCUGGAGGAGGUAGAGGACCUGAUAGUGCAGUGGCGUCAGAAGGGCCGGCCGGUGGCUGGGAUAGUGAUUGAACCCAUCCAGGCCGAGGGAGGAGACAACCACGCAACACCAGACUUCUUCAAGAAGCUACGGAACAUCGCACGCAAGCAUGGCAGUGCGUUCCAUGUGGAUGAGGUGCAGACAGGUGGAGGAGCUACCGGGAAGUUCUGGGCUCAUGAACACUGGGGGAUGGACGACCCUGCUGACAUCGUCUCCUUCAGCAAGAAGAUGCUCACUGGAGGUUUCUACCAUAAAGACGAGCUGCAGGCAGACAAGGCCUACCGUAUCUUUAACACGUGGAUGGGUGACCCGUCUAAGAACCUGUUCCUGGCUGAGGUUCUGAACGUGAUCCGCCGAGAGAACCUUCUGGAAGAGGUGACCCGCUCUGGGAAGACUCUGCUACAGGGACUCUACCAACUACAGGACCAGUACCCUAACCUGUUGAGCAGUGCUCGGGGACAGGGGACAUUCUGUGCCAUUGACAUCCGUGAUGACGCCACACGCAACAGCAUCAUCCUCAGAGCCCGGGACAAGGGUGUUCUGCUGGGUGGCUGUGGAGAUCGGUCCAUCCGGUUCCGUCCUGCUCUGGUGUUUAAAGAGUACCAUGUUCACAUGUUCCUGAACGUGUUCAGCGACGUCCUGGCAGAACACAACUAGAACCCUGCCCCGGUCCCGUCCACACUGGACUGGGCCAAACCAACAUAGGCCAAGACCAACUGGGGAUGCGGUGUAGGGGAGAGGAAGCACAAGAGUCUUAACCUAUAACAGAGGUUCACACAGUAACGCGUACACUUAAAGGGAUGCUACGGGAUUUUGGCAAUGAAGCCCUUUUUCUCCUUCCCCAGAGUCAGAUGAUACUCGUGGAUACCAUUUUUAUGUAUCUGUGUGCUGUUCGAAGGAAGUUGCUAACUAGCGCAAUUGCUAACUAGCGCUAGCGCAAUUGCUAACUAGCAUUAGCACAAUGACUGGAAACAUUGGCUCGUGAAACUACCUCUAACUUCCUUCAACCUGGAGACACAGAGACAUAAAAAUGGUAUCUACGAGUUCAUCUGACUCUGGGGAAGUGGAUAAAGGGCCUCACUGCCACAAUCCCGAAGUCUCCCUUUAACACAUACUCAAACACACACCAUACACACACACACACACACACUUGAAUUUGUCCCAUUGCUAAUGUGGCAGUCCUAGCAUUCCUCAUGUCACAGUAAUGUCCUAAUGAUACGCCUGCAAAAGGCACAAGCACAAAACAUAGUCUUAUUUUGGUCAUAUCACACAAACCCUCCAACUCCCUAACAGAUGAAGGCACAGCCAGAUGUUUUAGAACAAACACACCUGACAGGAGUGGUUAGCAGCAAGCUAACCCAAACGAGGUUGUAAUGAUACAAAAUGGCCGCCGCACGCCGACUCUUUAGCCCCUGACCUUGAGAUGAUGUCCUAGUUUGGGUUCUGUGGGUCCUCUGUAUGUCCUAGUUUGGGUUCUGUGGGGUCCUCUGAGUGUCCUAGUUUGGGUUCUGUGGGGUCCUCUGGGUGUCCUAGUUUGGGUUCUGUGGGGUCCUCUGAGUGUCCUAGUUUGGGUUCUGUGGGGUCCUCUGUGUGUCCUAGUUUGGGUUCUGUGGGGUCCUCUGGGUGUCCUAGUUUGGGUUCUGUGGGGUCCUCUGGGUGUCCUAGUUUGGGUUCUGUGGGGUCCUCUGAGUGUCCUAGCUCUUUUUAACAGAACAAUUAGGUUUCCUUUUGACUUGGGUUCUCAACCCCAGACGUUGGGAUUUUGUGAAGGAGAAUAUUAUAUUAGAUGAUGUAGUGUUUCUGCAUGUUGUUGUUCCUGAACUUCCUUUGGGUUGAAGGAAUUGAGAACUGGGUUCCAGACUCACUGUACGUCAGGGCUAACAGUCUAUUUUAAACCCCCACUUAUUAACACAUAACCAUACUUACCUACAGAUAUACCCAUGUUUAAAAUUGAAGGCAGGUUUUUGCAGUCAGGACCGCUAAAUAAAAAGCUGUAUUAUAUUUGUUGACUUGUUUGGGACGUAGUCCUAUUAGAGUGCAUCUUGCCAUAUUCAUCUGGUUUCCUCGUGAAACUACCGGACUCCUUAUUGAUGUACAGCACAAGGUGUCUACGUUGUUCUCAAUGCCUGCUGUAGUUGUUGUUUUAAACGUUGUGGACAGGUUGAAAUAGCAGCAGUAACACCAAGGAGACGGCUUCAGCAUUAACCACUGUAGAAGCUUUAUAAUAUGGCCAUGGCGACGGUGAUGACGAUUACAGUGAUGAUGAUACCUGUCUUGUUAACCAGCCCAAUCAUUAUUGUAUAGAGAGCUGAUUUCCUGUUAACCCUUAACAAUAGUAGAAGCAUUGCUAUGUUUUGUUUACAUUGUUCUGUGAGGUUAAAGGUUAUUGCAGAUCUCUAAUUAUUGUUGUCUAUGAAGCACCCUCUAUGUAUCCUAAAAUAAAACCAGAAUCACAUUGUAAUGAA